AUGGCUUACAAUCAAAUAAAUGGCCCCAUACCCCCAGAGAUUGGCAACUUAACCCGACUGAAGUACCUCAACCUCAGCAUGAACUCCAUCACUGGGGCGAUUCCAGAUUCCAUAUCAUUUUGUUCCAAGCUUGAGGUUAUCAGACUAAUGAACAACUCCAUCCAAGGUGAGAUCCCUCCAAGUCUUGCCAAGUUACAGCUCCUUCAGGAAAUUGUUCUUAGUAAUAACAACCUUGGCGGAAGAAUACCUUUGGGGAUUGGAUUGCUUCCAAAGUUGAAGUAUCUGUUUCUCCCAAGUAACAACCUUUUGGGCAGUAUUCCCGAAUCCUUGGGCAGCAGUCCAUCACUCGCCAUUGUAGUUGUUCGGAACAAUAGCUUAACGGGUGGUGUUCCACUUAUGUUGGCAAAUUGCUCAACACUAUACUACCUUGACCUCAUGCAAAACAAGCUCAGUGGAAACAUCCCCUCUACUAUCUUCAAUAGCACAGCACUUGAUACAUUAGAUCUCUCGGAUAAUGAAUUCUCUGGGGUCAUCCCAUCAUCCUCCAUGAUGUCCCCACCAAUAAAGUAUAUUUGCUUAGCAAAAAACAACUUCUCCGGAGUCAUACCUGCCACAUUUGGAAACUUUUCUCUUCUUUCCACCUUGCUCCUUUCUGAAAAUAACUUGCAAGGAAGCAUCCCUGAAAGUUUAGCAACAAUUCAGGUAUUGCAAGCACUAGACAUGGCUUAUAACAAUUUAUUAGGCGCAGUACCACAGAAACUUUACAACAAAACAUCACUCAACUACCUUGGCCUUGGUGUAAACCAACUUGUAGGAAGAAUUCCUAGUGACAUUGGCCACACUCUUCCGAACAUUGAAACAUUGGUCAUGGAAGGAAACAAAUUUGAGGGCCCACUGCCUGUGACCUUAGUCAAUGCCUCCAAACUCCAAGCAUUAGAACUCCGUGAUAAUGCAUUCACUGGGGUGGUUCCUUCCUACUGGUCACUGCCCAACUUGAUUCAGUUAGACCUUGGUGCGAACCAGCUUGAAACUAUAGACUGGAGAUUCUUGUCUUCAGCAUCAAACUCUACUGAACUUCAAAUAAUGUAUUUGGACAAUAACAGGCUAGAAGGAACAUUACCGAAUUCCAUUGGUAGCCUCUCAAGAAGCCUUCAACAGUUGUUUCUGACAGAAAAUAACUUCACUGGAACUAUACCACCUGAGAUAGGAAACCUCAAAAACCUCACAGUUCUGCAAUUAGAGGGAAAUAAAUUCCUUGGAACCAUCCCUGAUACACUUGGAAACCUUGAUAACUUGUUUAUCCUAAGCUUGGCCCACAAUAAGCUUUUUGGUGAGAUCCCACAGUCAAUUGGGAAAUUGGAAAUGUUAGGUCAACUUUAUGUCCAGGAGAACAAUUUAAGCGGUUUAAUACCUCCGAGCUUAGGAGGCUGUAAGAGUUUGGUGAUACUGAACCUAUCGCAUAAUGUCUUCCAAGGAAGCAUCCCUCCUGAACUCCUCACCAUUUCUUCUCUUUCUGGAGGCCUAGACUUGUCCUACAAUAAACUCACUGGAUCCAUACCAUCUACCAUUGGUAACCUGAUUAAUCUUGAAUCCCUUGAUAUUUCCAACAAUCAGUUAUCUGGAGAGAUUCCUCACACACUUGGUGAGUGCCUUCACCUUGAAUCCGUCCAUCUAGAGGUGAACUUUCUUUCUGGAAGCAUCCCAUCAUCAAUUAUGAGCUUAAGAGGCAUGACUGAGAUGGAGCUUUCUCAAAAUAAUUUGUCCGGUGAGAUCCCAGUUUUUCUGGAGACCUUUAGCACCUUGCAGCUACUCAAUUUAUCAUUCAACAACCUUGAGGGAGCUGUCCCUACCGCCGGUGUGUUCGGCAAUUCAAGCAAGGUACUCCUGCAAGGAAACAAGAAGCUAUGUGCAACACAUCCAGUGCUGCAGUUGCCAGUUUGCAAGUCGAUAGCAACAAGAAGAAACAAGACUCCCUACAUCAUAUCAGUAGCAGCUCCACUUGCUAGUGUUGUGAUGGUUUUGAUUGCAUGUUCUGCACUCAUCAUCAUCUGCAAGAAGAGAAUUCACUUCAAGAACCGGCGUCUUGACCCACCAUUGAAGGAACUGAAGAAGAUCUCGUACUCUGACAUUGCCGAUGCUACAAAUGAAUUCUCAUCGGACAACCUAGUUGGAUCCGGGCAGUUUGGAACUGUAUACAUAGGUACAUUCAAGUUCGAGGCGCGCCCGUUUGCAGUUAAGGUGUUCAAACUCGAUCAACUCGGAGCACCGAAGACCUUCUUUGCUGAAUGUGAGGCGUUAAGAAACACGCGCCACCGCAACCUGAUACGCGUGAUCAGCCUGUGCUCAAGCCUGGACCAAAUGGGAAACGAGUUCAAGGCCCUGAUUCUCGAGUACAUGGGCAAUGGCAGCCUGGAAAGCUGGCUCCAUCAUCCAAAGGUGGACACACAGGAGAAUAAAAGGACAGGGCUGAUGCUGAACCUGGGUUCAAGAAUACUGGUAGCCGUGGACAUUGCUGCUGCCUUGGACUACCUCCACAACUGGUGCAGGCCGCCUUUGGUCCAUUGCGAUCUGAAGCCGAGCAAUGUGCUUCUGGAUGAUGACAUGGUUGCUCACGUCAGUGACUUCGGAUUGGCCAAGUUUCUGCACGGCCGUGAUUCUUCAGCGAUGGUUAUGAGUUCAGCAAACAUUGCCGGGCCAAGAGGCUCAGUUGGAUACAUCGCACCGGAAUACGGGAUGGGUCUGGAAAUCUCGACUGCAGGCGACGUCUACAGCUACGGCGUCAUCCUUCUGGAGAUGAUAACGGGGAGGCGCCCAACCGACGACGCGUUCGACGGCGGGCUGAGCCUCCGCGGGCUCGUCGAGGCCGCGCUGCCACGGAACGUCGGCGAGGUCCUGGACGGCAGCCUCGUCGUCCCGCACCACGACGACGAUGAGCAGGACCGGACGAUCCUCGGGUGCGUCGAGCGGCUCGCCGAGCUCGGGCUGAGGUGCGCCGCGGACUCGCCGGGAGGCCGGCCGGCGAUCGGCCGCGUGUACGCCGAGGUCGUGGAGAUCAGAGAAGCGUUCUCCUCAGCGCUGGAGGUUUCAGCGGCCCACGGGUAG
This is a messenger RNA of Panicum virgatum (switchgrass), 3102 nucleotides long. RefSeq names its product probable LRR receptor-like serine/threonine-protein kinase At3g47570. Gene Ontology annotation, biological process: protein phosphorylation; hormone-mediated signaling pathway. The coding region runs from base 1 to 3102 and encodes 1033 amino acids. The transcript has 2 exons. The record is from RefSeq and is a predicted model, not a curated record. Gene Ontology annotation, cellular component: plasma membrane. Gene Ontology annotation, molecular function: ATP binding; protein binding; protein kinase activity. Lineage: Eukaryota; Viridiplantae; Streptophyta; Magnoliopsida; Poales; Poaceae.